UGGGACACGAAGAAAGUGAUGAGCGAUAGGACCACUCAUAUCACAUACAAUGGCACCAAACUAUCCAGUGGUCAGAGGGCUUAUUGGGUGGUAAGGGUGUGGGAUCAGGAGGACAGGCAGAGUGACUAUAGUUCAGUAGCCUUUUGGGACAAAGGGCUGGACAUCAGUGACUGGACGGCCGAAUGGGUCGGCGCUCCGAACGGUACUCAACACAAGGCAUUACAAAACAUAUCGGAAAUCGAUGCAAAUGUAAUCAAAUCACUGCCGGGUUUACGUCCAGUACUUUACUUACGAAAAGACUUCACAAUCGACUCAAACAUUUCGUCUGCUCGACUGUACGCUUCGUCACAAGGCGUCCAUAAAAUACAACUAAACGGCAAAUACAUCGGCGAUGAUGUCAUGAGUCCCGGUUGGACUGACUAUAACAUCACCGUUCAGUACCAGACAUAUGAUGUCAAGGCAAUGAUCAGUAGUACUCAAAAUGUACUGGAUGUCAAACUAGGCACAGGGUGGUUUAGUGCUUAUAUAGGCGCUUUUGGUGCAUAUAAUAACUAUGGAUCCGAUCAAUACCUGUUACUUGAAUUACAUAUAACUUAUGAAAAUAAUAAAACAUUAGUUGUUAAGUCAGAUAACACGUGGAAAGUGACUACCGGUGCUAUAAUGUACUCCGAUAUAAUUAUGGGGGAACUGUAUUAUCAAAACAGAGAACUCAGUCGUAGGAAUGACACUCAAUGGACAGCCGUUGUGACCAAACCUAUCGACAAGAAAGUGGAUCUCAUCGCAGACAGGGCUCAACCAAUACGAGUGACCGAAGAAUUAACGCCUAAAUCCAAGAGACAAAUAAGUCCCGGGGUUUGGAUCCUUGAUUUUGAACAGGAUAUGGCCGGUUGGGUGGCCAUCAAAGUGCCUAACAAUCAGAAGUCAUUGAGAAUACAGUUAAGACAUGCCGAAGCGCUCAACCCUAACGGCACUAUAUAUAAACUGAACUACCGAACCGCCCGAUCCACCGAUACUUAUGUUAUUGAAGAUUCAGGCGCUUCAGGCCUUAUGCUUGAGCCCCACUUCACAUACCAUGGCUUUCGGUACAUAGAGGUGACCGGCUUUCCCGGCGAACCCCAGUUGACUGACUUCGUGGGUCGUGUCGCCCAUACGGACACUCCUAUGACAGGAAUGUUUGAGUCCGACAACAAACUACUGAACCGUUUGUGGCUAAACGUGUUGUGGAGUCAAACGAAUAACAUAUGGUCCAUACCUCACGACUGUCCCCAAAGGGAUGAGCGCCUGGGGUGGACGGGUUCGUCCGCAAUAUUCGUUCAAACGGUCAGUUAUAACGCCGACGUUUCGGCCAUUUAUAGCAAAUGGUUGCGCGAUCUGAGGGAAGCCCGUCGUAAUGGCGGCCACUUCUCAGAUGUGGCGCCCAGACUGGUGGCAACCGGUGACGGGGGGCCGUCCAGUGGGGAUUCGGGUGUUAUAGUGCCCUAUCAUAUAUGGCAUAUGUUUGGCGACAUACAGAUACUGGAUGUCAGCUACGAGUCCAUGAAGACAUGGGUUGAGUUCAUACAGAAGGCUAAUCCGGACUACUUGUGGACCAAGGGUAUUUUGUCUGAUUUUGGGGAUUGGCUUGAGAUCAACGCCCAGACACCCAAAGAUGUAUUUGAUACCUGCUAUUUUGGUUACGACGCCCUACUUAUGACCCAAAUGGCCGGUGCUCUCAACCGUACUGACGAUGCGAAGACUUACCACGAAUUGCAUACAAAUAUCUCCAAUGCCUUCACAAAAGCAUUUGUCAACACAACUGAUGGUAAGAUCAAAGGCGACACUCAAGCCGUGUAUGUAUUAGCCCUAGCCUUCGAGCUCUUACCCCAAAACCUGAGACCACUUGCGGUCAACCAUUUGGUCGACAAUAUUAAGGCUCAUGACUACCACUACACCACAGGAUUCAGCAGUGUCAAUUUUGUGAAUGAGGUGCUCGUCAAACAUGGGCACCGGGAUGUGGCGUAUAAAUGUCUACUCCAGGAGACAUUUCCUUCGUUUGGGUACGAAAUAGGCCACAACGCGACCUCAAUUUGGGAGCGCUGGGACACCUGGACUGAGGACAAGGGGUUUAUGGAUCCCGGGAUGAAUUCAUUCAAUCACUUCGGUAUGGGAUCAAUAGGCCGAUCGCUCUACCAAUAUGUGGCCGGUAUUGACACCGACGACCAAAUGGUGGGCUUCAAACGCAUCAAAAUACAGCCCAACCCCGGGAAUGGUGUCUCGUUUGUGAAGUCCUCUUAUAAGUCAAUCAAUGGGUUCAUUGAGAACUCGUGGCAAACAAUAGGCAAUCAAUUCGUGUUGAAUGUAAUGAUGAGUUAA
Molecule: messenger RNA, 2352 nt
Organism: Oppiella nova
Lineage: Eukaryota; Metazoa; Arthropoda; Arachnida; Sarcoptiformes; Oppiidae
Source: the annotation of a GenBank genome assembly